This is a messenger RNA of Mycena citricolor, 2580 nucleotides long. Lineage: Eukaryota; Fungi; Basidiomycota; Agaricomycetes; Agaricales; Mycenaceae. The record is from the annotation of a GenBank genome assembly.
AUGGGACGGUCAGAUGAUGCGAACUACUCUCCUUGCUUUGUCACUACCACCACCACCACCAUGUCCCAAGCUGAGUACCCGACCUACGAUACCAAGGGCAUGCCCUUCCGAAAACUGGGACCCAGUGGUCUCCGGGUCCCUUUGCUCUCUCUUGGCGGCUGGCUUACUCUGGGCGGAUCUGUUACUGGAGACCCCGUGAAGGAGAUCAUCAAGGCUGCGUUCGAUAAUGGCAUCAAUAUGUUCGAUACCGCAGAGGCUUAUGCGGGGGGCAAAUCCGAGCUCGAGAUGGGACGAGUGAUCAGGGAACUCGGCUAUAAACGGUCCGACCUGAUUAUCUCUACCAAGAUCUUCUGGGGACUGCGCAGCGGCCCCAACGCUUCUGGGCUGUCUCGCAAGCAUGUCAUCGAGGGAACCAAAGACGCGCUCGAACGUCUGCAGAUGGACUACGUCGACGUGAUCUUCGCGCACCGGUGUGAUAGAACCGUCCCCAUGGAGGAGAUUGUGCGCGCAUUCAACUUUGUUAUCGAUCAAGGAUGGGCUUUCUACUGGGGAACCUCGGAAUGGAGUGCGGGAGAGAUCGAAGAGGCGCAUCAUAUCGCGACCAAAUUCAAUCUCAUCGCACCGAUCGCUGAACAGGUGCAACACAAGCAAGUUCCAUUCUUUUCGCAGCUUGUCAUCUUCUCAACCCUCGCGCUCACAGUAUGUUCCAUCGAGAACGCGCUGAAAAGGAAUAUGCGUUCCGGUUUGUAUCGCAAAUAUCAGUACGGGACUACUCUCUGGUCGCCGCUUGCAUCUGGUCUCCUCACUGGCAAGUAUAACAACGGCAUCCCACCCGACUCCCGCUUCGCUCGUGAAGCGAUGUUCAAGAGCCGGGCCGACGACCUACAGAGAGAGGCGGGUCUAGAGAAGAUCGAGAAGGUCAAGAAACUUACCAAGAUCGCCGAAAGUCUCGAUUCCACUCCCACCGCGCUAGCGCUGGCGUGGCUAGCCAAGAACCCCAACACCUCGACCAUUAUUUUGGGCGUCACCUCCGUCCCGCAGCUUCUGGAGAACCUUGAAGCCCUCAAAGUACUGCCCAAGAUCACAAAGGAGCACCUGGCCGAGAUCGAAGAGAUUCUCCAGAAUCAACCAACCGCGAAUGAAAAGUACAGCCGUCCGCCACUCGAUCCGCACGGCAGACCGUUCCUGGAUGUCUACGGCAGACUUUGAGUUGCUUCGCAGUAUAUGUACAUCGUAGAGGAGAUAUAGUGAAAUCAGAGCUCGAACAAGAAAUCUUCUCCCUCUACAGUCUCGAACUUCAACGCGGCACCGAAAGAAUCAUGACCGACACCCUGCCGGCCAGCUUUAGGUGCGCCACUGACUGCGGCCCGAGGCCUUCCCGUAGCAGCGACAGGCUUCACGGUUCUCGCACUCGGCACCGUCGGUCGCGAGAUGCCAGUCGAUCUCGUCGUAGCCACGACCGGUUUCUUUGCUACCGCAAGCCGGGGACCAGGAGCAGACCUCGUCGUGACGGCCGCUGCAGAUCGGGUUCGAGUCGUAGCAGUCGAGAUGGAGCGCGAAGGCCCAGGAACGACAGGCUUCCGCGGACCGUUUUUCGUCGGUGGAGCACGAGGUUUGACAUGAACGGCGAACGGGUCAUCAGGCUCGAGUGCUGAGCAGAUAUCAGCGGCCGCGAGCAGCACAUGCAGAGUAACGCACGGAUUUCAGGGCGUGCAUCGUCGCCCAUAGGGAACGAGCGCGUCAUCUGCAGCAGGCUUCUGCCAACCUGACCGUAGUCGGGCAGCGCAAAGUCGAAGGGCGGUGCGUAGUCUGUAGCAGCCACGGGUGGUGGCAUGUACUCGAUCUCAUCGUAGUCGUCGUCCGGCGUCCCAACACCAACCCCCUCGGUCCCCGGCUCGGGGAGCACGGCGGCGGGACUGUCAAUCACCUCCCACGGGUUUCCGUUCACGGCGGGCGUGCGAAACGCGUGCUUCGUGUUCCCAGCACUGAGGCGUGGUGUGCGGAUGUGCUUGCGCGUCGCGCUGGGCAGGGGACUCGGUUCGAGCGUCGCGGUCGAAGUAGGCUGUGGCUUUUCGACGAGAACUAGUUUGGCGAGCUUCUCAUCGCUGGGGGCCGUGGGAUACGUCGCUUGGCGGUUCACGAAGGGCGUUUUAUCGCCCAUCGCGAGGCGGGUAACGAGCGGGUUCUUUGACGCCGCGCCAUCUUUCAUUCGCUGAGUCUCUGGGUUGGAAGAUGGUUCAGAGAUGAGAAGACCGUCCGAACGAUCUCUGCAAGACACGAGUCGCUUUGGAAAAGGACUACAUACGAAGAGACAUUGGCGGCGCUUGUUUCCCCUUCCCAUGCCCCGUCAUGAGAGCCUUCUGCCUCAUUGCAUUCUCUCUCCCAGGCGUUUUGGCGUUCGCCAGCAUUCGUGCGUCGAUAGGGCGGGAGGAUAGCAUAGUCGCCGCCAGCGUCAAGGUUGGUAGACAACAUGUGACCGCAUACACGGUGGGAUGACGAGAUCAGGAUGGAGUCCCGUGACCUUAAUCACGUGCAAAGACCGAUUUCCAGGAACCUAUUCCUCGGGGGUGGUGUUCAAUU